This is a messenger RNA of Heterocephalus glaber (naked mole-rat), 4478 nucleotides long. Lineage: Eukaryota; Metazoa; Chordata; Mammalia; Rodentia; Bathyergidae. The record is from RefSeq and is a predicted model, not a curated record.
GGGGCCAGGAGGAGAAGGGGAACUGGGAAGUCAGUGAGGCAGAAGGAGGCCAGGAGAAAUAGCAACUCGUCUUGGAUGCCCUCAGCUGGUGGUGCCGUGCCUCAGUGCUGAAGUGAUCAGGAGAGAGUUACAUUUGAGCUCAGGGUUGUGCCCUCAGGUAGCUGUAUAAUCUCUUCACUCAGUCUCCUCUCUUCAAAGAUUGGAAAACCGCAGCCUCGUCUGGGUGAUCAUGAAGAUUAUAGUAAAAUGAAGACUGAAGUUCCGCACAGCUCCUGCCCCAUGCUCUGGUGCAGGAACCAGAAGCAGUGAGGGCUAUCACAUCCAGGUGCUGUUACUCUAUCACACUGCCGAGGAAUGAAGUGCUGGUACCAAGCUCAGGGUCUGCAUGAGCGCAGGACUUCUCUGACUACAGAGUCCUGGGAGCCUAGCAGGAAAAGGUGACUCAGAGGGCAGUUGGUGAAGACAGAUUAAGGAGGAUGGAGCCUAGAAGAGCCCGCUGAUUCUGUGCUUAGGGGGUGAUGGCCUUCCGAUGACAGUUCUAAGAGCGUGGUGGCCCUGCUCAGCGCUGCACACCACCUACCUUAGCCGAGGCGGCCACCCUCCUGGGUCAUCAAUUGCUCUGGAACAACCUUGACUAUGAGUAACCAACAUUUGAUAAAUGAUAAACCAAGAAAGGGGCUUUGGAUCUUGGCAAUUCUAACAGUUCCCAUAUAUUUCACAGCAGCUAAAGGUAAAUCAUCAUGGGGCCAGGAAAAUGAAGCUUUACUUGUGAGAUGUCCAAAACAAGGAGGAUCCCGUUACCCUGUGGACUGGUAUUACAUGAAGACAAAUGAAAACAUUCCUACCCAGAAAAGAAAUAGAGUCUUUGCUUCGGGGGAGUGGCUUAAGUUUCUCCCAGCCAAAGUGGGCGAUUCUGGAAUUUAUACUUGUGUUAUCAGAAGUCCCACUUGGAAUAAGACUAGACAUACAAAUGUCACCAUCUAUAAAAGACCAACAGACUGUCACAUUCCAGAUUAUUUGAUGUACUCAACAGUAUCUGGAUCAGAAAGAAAUUCCAGAAUAUAUUGUCCCACAAUUGACCUCUACAACUGGACAGCACCUCUUAAGUGGUUUAAGAACUGUAAAGCUCUUCAUGGAUCAAGGUACAGGACACACAGGUCAUAUUUGUUCAUUGACAAUGUGGGGCGUGAUGAUGAAGGUGAUUACACGUGUAAAUUUACACAUACUGAAAGUGGAGUCAAUUAUAGUGUGACAGCAACCAGAUCAUUCACCGUUAAAGAUAAGCCAGGAGUUUCUGUGUUUCCAGUGAUUGUGACCCCUUCAUAUAAUGAAACAAAGGAAGUGGAAAUUGGAAAGGCAGCAAACAUCACCUGCAUAGCUUGCUUUGGGAGUGGGAUUCAGUCCUUCAUUGCUGUCCUGUGGCAGGUGAAUGGAAGCAAUGUCAAGGACCUGGGAAUAGCAAGAAUUCAAGAGGAACAAGUGCAAAAUCGAAGUUUUAGCAAUGACACUUGUCUCAACGCCAUGUUAAGAAUAACCAAAGUGAAGGAAGAGGAUUUGUCCCUGCAGUAUGACUGUCUGGCCACGAAUUUCCAUGGGGUGAUACGGCACACCACGAGGCUGACAGAGAAAAAGCCAAUUGGUUGUCAAAGCAUCUACUACAUAGCUGCAGGAUGUAGUAUCCUGCUAAUGCUAAUCAAUCUCACUGUGAUAAUACUGAAAGUGUUCUGGAUUGAUCUUAUUCUGCUCUGGAGAGAUCUAACCAGACCUUACAAAACAAGGAAUGAUGGAAAGCUCUAUGAUGCUUAUGUUAUAUAUCCAAGGGAUGUCACACAUGGUUCAGAGGGGCUCAGCUCUGUGGAGUACUUUGUCCACCAGAUUCUGCCUGAUGUUCUUGAAAAUAAAUGUGGAUAUAACCUAUGCCUUUAUGGGAGAGAUCUGCUACCCGGAGAAGAUGUGGCCACUGCAGUGGAAGCCAGCAUCCAAAAGAGCAGGCGGCACCUGUUCAUCCUGACACCGCACGUGUCACACAGCAAGGAGUUCGCCUAUGAGCAGGAGGUGGCCCUGCACUGUGCCCUCAUCCAGAACGACUCCAAGGUGAUUCUGAUUGAGAUGGAGGCAGAGGAUGAGCCAGGCAGACUGGAGGCUGCGCCAGGCAGACUGGAGGCUGCAGGGCUUCAAGACUCCCUCAGCCACCUUGUGCAAGUACAGGGCACCAUCAAGUGGAGGGAAGACCACAUGGCCAACAAGCGGUCCUUGAACUCCAAGUUCUGGAAACAUGUGAGGUACCAAAUGCCAGUGCCAAGCAGAUCCCCCAAAGAGGCUUCCAGUGAGGUCUCCUGAGGCAGGAACAGCAGUGAUGCCCCACGGCCUGAAGGGCGUGUAGGCGACACCUCAAAAUUUGCAAGAAGGUAAUAAGAUCCUACCUUAGUUGAACCACUAAAUAAGUUAAAUGAGUCCAUAUUUACUGGCAAGAUAAAGCUGAGCUACACAAGGAAUGUGAUCUUGAACUCACUGUCAUUCAGUGCCUUUUAGAAUCCUGACUGAAAUCAUAUUUCCAGAGUGUAUCUAUAGCUACUCAUCUUUCUAAGUGCCUAUAUUCUUAAUCCACAGCCUCAGAUUGGGUUGCCAGAUGAAAGAGGACAUCAGUUAAAGUUGAAUUUGAAGCAUAGAAUUUCAUCUGAAGUUGAUCUCAAAUUCAAAUUCACCUUGCAUUUUUAUUUGCUAAAUGUAGCUACUCUCAUAGAUUGUUGUGCUUUUAUGUGGCACCAUCAGAUAUUAUUAAAAUAACAAGUAAUUGAACAAAGGACACAGCAUAUCUGGUUCCCAUCACAUGAUUUGAAAUCAAUCCAUCAAUUUAUAUUUUGGAUUCACCAUUAGUGUGGCUGUUAUGGCUUGCAUCUAUAUGUUCCCCCAAAGCCUCAUACAGUCAUAGGUGGGGCUUUGCAAAGGUGGCUGGAUCUAGCUUGUGUGAUGUUGGGAUCAAAGAUGCAUGAUUGCUAAAUUAGCCCACUGAUUGGUUUGGCAUAAUUCUGGGUAGAAUUAAGGGUGCCCCAUCCUGGGUGUGAAUGUACCCACCCUAAGGCAAGUAGCCUGAAUAAAAUAUAAGGGACAGAAAGAGGGUUGUUGCUUGUCACUUGAUGCUUUGCUGCCUUCUGCCUACCAUAAACUUUUUCUCCUCUGUAAUGCUUCUCUGCCAUGCUACCCUGGGUUGGUGCCAGCCAACUAUGGACUGAAACCUCUACAAACUGUGAGCCAAAUAAACCUUUCCUCCUUUAACUUUGAGUGUCAGAUAUUUUGUCUCAGCAACAAGAAAAGUAACAAAGAUAGGAAGCAAUGAACCCCUUAACUUCUUCAAAGCUUGGUUUUCUUAGGUAAAAUGAGUGUAAUAAUACUAAACACUUUGAAUUUCUACGUUAAUGAAAAUACAGAAAUUCAAGCCACAGAAAAAAUUCAAUAAGUAGCAAAAUUGUAAUUAUUUAUGAAACCUCUCUGUGUUUCUUGUAAUAUUGUUUAUAUUCUGUGACUUCUUUCAAUGAAGAUCUCUAAAAGCUAAAUUCUCUCCAGUCUCAUCACUAGGAACAGAUCUGCCUUUACCCCUACCUUCCUAUCUAACUAAAGUGAUGGGUGUGUUUUUUGAUUUAUAGACCUAGGGAAUAUUGAAACUGAUUUUAUUUCCCUAUUUAUAUUAGCUACUUGAAAGUAUAAAGCUAAAUUUAGUAUCUUUGUACAGCAAAUAUAAAGGACAUGGCAACACAUAAUGGGUGAUGGUCUCUUUCAUGGUUUCAUAAUACUAAGCUCAUUGCUCUAUUACAUGUAUUCCUAAACUUACACACCACUCCACACUCUUCUGAGUUCUUUGUGACUCAGUUUGUACAGCUGAAAAGUGAGGGGAUCAAGAAGAUGAUCCUUGAUAUCCUUCUCAGCUUCAACACUUGCUCAUGAUUCCAAGCUGUGGGCUCAUAGUGAGGUCAGGGAACUGCUGGACAUCUGGAUUCUCAUGCCUGGAGCUGAAACUCCACUUGAUUACUUCCUCUGUAUGGCAUGGUAAGAGAUUCACACAAGCAACUAUGAAUAAUACAAAUUCAGCCAAAAUCUGUUGGACACAUGGUAUACAAUUAUGGUGAAAAUGCCUGUGAAUUAUAAGAACAUGAAUUAUUUUUGAGUCAUUUUGCAUAAAAUAAAACAUACAUCCUCAGUAUUCAGUCCAGUGAAUUGUGAUAGCCUAACACAACUGUGUACUGAAAACACACAACCAGACAUCAUCACUCCAGGAAGUUCCACUGUGACAUCUCACCUGGUCCCUUCUACGGGCAAACAAUGUUCUGAUUUUCAUCUGCAUGGCUGAGUCCUGUCAGUUUUCCCUGUGAAUAUUGAUAAACUUGAAUGGUAUUGUGUCUGGUUACUUGUCUAUAACAUAAAAUUUUUAAUACUGGCCCUUGUUUUUUAUGAGUCACUGGUUUCUCUGUACUCUAUUGUAU